AUGACAGACCAAAUUCUUGCUGCAACCGUCAUUCAGGCAGCUUUUCGGGGACAUCGCUGCCGAAAUGACAUCAUGGGUCUUUGGAAUGAUUGGUUGGAUCAGGUGCGGGCCAUCGAAAAGGACGCUGCUCUUUGUUUUGGACAUCACCUGCCUUUGCUUGCUAACCGUCAGCCAGACCAGUCUAGAUCGGGAUCCCUAGAAUUUGCCUCAAACAGCUGCAAGAUUUACUCAUAUGGAGAGUCCCCCUAUGCUUGUUCUGUGCAUAGGCCCGACAAAAUCCCUCCUAACUCUAUCAUUGGCCCUUCGCUUUCUUUACCAGCUACGCAGAAGUAG
Messenger RNA from Giardia duodenalis, 333 nucleotides. Its product is annotated as IQ calmodulin-binding motif-containing protein. Lineage: Eukaryota; Fornicata; Diplomonadida; Hexamitidae. Gene Ontology annotation, molecular function: protein binding. The record is from RefSeq and is a predicted model, not a curated record. The transcript has a single exon. The coding region runs from base 1 to 333 and encodes 110 amino acids.